ACACUUUUACACACAUCUCCUUCAGAACAGCAGCGACAGGAGUUUACCGUGAGUUUACCGUGACUUUACCGUGUUCACGAGCGGAUGUCAGUGGAUUAAAAGCGUUUAUUCUUUGAUUUUCAGCGAGUUUAGUUUGUUUGUGACCGGUGUGUGUUUAAAUGACGCCAUGAUGUUAUUUUUACCCGCUGAGCUCAUGAAGUCACUCAAACUUCUUCCCGUUAAUUUACUAGCAUAUAACUAGCAUCACUGUUAAACUAGCAUCACUGUUAAACUAGCAUCACUACUCAUCGUCUCAUUUGAGGAAUAACUGUAAUAUGAGACUCAAACAUUCAUGGAGCUCCAGUUGUUUAGCAUGAAGUGAAGCGAUGACGAGGUGGAACUGAAGCGCAUCUGUGUGCUGCUCCUGUAGGACACACUCACACACACACACACACACACACACACACACACACACACACACUCACAGUCGAGGGCUGGCGUGAGUUUUUGUCUUGUGGAGUUUCCUCUCAGUCGGGACUUUGGGCCGCCCGCCGAACGCCAGCAGGGUGACAUCAUCAGCGGCUGCUACAAUGGGGCCGUUGAUGUUGUGAGGGGCCCCUGAGGGCCGCGACGCUCCUCUGAGAGAGAGACAGACAGAGAGACAUUACGACAGAGGAAGCAGAGGGAUUGUGGGUAUGUGUGAGCGUGUGGUACCCAUGCACUCGGUGAGGUCCAUCGGGGCCGAGGGUCUGGUGGCGCUACUGGAGGGCGGGCUUGACCGCGUGCUGUUGAUUGACAGCCGCCCGUUUGUGGAGUAUAACACGUGUCACAUCCUGGAGGCGGUGAACGUGAACUGCUCCAAACUGAUGAAGAGACGAUUACAACAAGACAAGAUCCAGAUCACUGAACUACUGCAGCACAGCGCCAAGAGACAGGGUCAAGAGGUCGUCGUGUAUGACCAGAGCUCACCUGACCCCGCCUCCCUUCCAUCGGAUGCCUUUCUCAGCGUCCUAUUGGCCAAACUGGAGAAACGUUUCCAGUCAGUCUAUCUACUCUCAGGUGGUUUUGUGGAGUUCUCCCGUCUGUUUCCGGGUCUGUGUGAGGGGAAGUCCACGCUGGUUCCGUCCUGCGUCUCUCAGCCAUGUCUCACGGUUACCAACAUCGGACCGACACGGAUCCUGCCUCACCUGUACCUGGGCUGCCAGAGAGAUGUUCUCAACCAGGAUCUGAUGCAGCAGAACGACAUCGCUUACGUGCUGAACGCCAGCAACACCUGCCCCAAACCAGACUUCAUCCCGGACUCUCACUUCCUGCGAGUGCCAGUGAACGACAGCUUCUGUGAGAAGAUCCUGCCCUGGCUCGACAAAUCUGUGGAGUUCAUAGAGAAAGCCAAAGCGUGUAACGCUCGAGUUCUGGUCCACUGCCUCGCCGGCAUCUCCCGCUCUGCAACCAUCGCAAUCGCUUACAUCAUGAAGAGGAUGGACAUGACGCUAGAUGAAGCUUACAGGUUUGUGAAAGAGACGCCCACCAUCUCACCAAACUUCAACUUCUUAGGUCAGCUGCUGGACUUUGAGAAGAAACUGAAUGUGCGAGUGAACUCAAACCCAAACUGCUGCCGAAGCGGUCCAUCGGAGGAGCCCGAUCAGAACGUUGUGUGCAGUGAUCCGCUGGAGCCUCUGCAGCUGCCCUGCAUUCUGACGGCCCAUGAGGAACACCUGCUGGCUCGAGCGCUGUGUGGCCUUCAGCUCACGGAAGAUCUGGAGGAGAACGCCAGACCCAAACGCUCCUUCUCUCUGGACAUCAAGUCAUACGGCGACUCUGGAGCUCCACCGCGAGAGUUUACGAAACACGCGGUUGGCGGCGACACCCCAGAGCACUACAAACCGGCCGCCUACAAAGAGUCGACCAGCAAAGCCUGUCAGUUCUCGCCCGUGCAGGAGGUUUCAGAACAAACCACACCAGAACAAAGUCCAGACAAGGAGCGGCUCGCCGAACCCGACACCGGUAAAACCAGCCUCGCGUCUAAAGCGUGCGCGCAGCCGUUACACCGCAGCGGGAGCAUGGAAGAAACUCCCACCGGCUUCUUGUUCGGCGUGUCGCGCUCGCAGCAGCACAUGUGUAAAUCCGGUGUGGGCACGCUGAAGGGCUGGCACUCCGACAUCCUCCUGGGUCCGGUGGCCGGCGGCUGGUACCUCUCGUCCGAGUCGGCGAGAUUCUACUCCACCUCGGCCAUCUUCAGCGGCUCCGCGGGCACUCACGGCGGCUUGACGGCGGCGUACGGCUGCGCUCAGGGUCUGGACGCCGUGCAGAGGCGCGGGCGGCAGCGCAGCGGGGACUGCGGCAACUUGCGGAGGAGCUGGCACGAGGAGAGCAGCUUCGAGAAGCAGCUGAAACACAGGAGCUGUCAGAUGGAGUUUGGAGACGGAAUGACAGAGAGCCGCUCCAGGGAGGAGAUGGGAAAUGUGGGCAGCCAGUCCAGCUUCUCCGGCAGCAUGGAGGUCAUCGAGGUGUCGUGGAGAUCGCCGCGACGCCACAGACGUGAUAUCGCCACAUGCUGGUUUAGACUGCAAUCGCUGCAGAUGCGUAUCACUGAAUGA
Xyrauchen texanus (razorback sucker) is the source of this 2576-nucleotide messenger RNA. It is a transcript of the gene dusp16, whose product is annotated as dual specificity phosphatase 16. Gene Ontology annotation, cellular component: cytoplasm; nucleus. Gene Ontology annotation, molecular function: protein tyrosine/threonine phosphatase activity; MAP kinase tyrosine/serine/threonine phosphatase activity. The record is from RefSeq and is a predicted model, not a curated record. NCBI's taxonomy places the organism in Eukaryota, Metazoa, Chordata, Actinopteri, Cypriniformes, Catostomidae. Gene Ontology annotation, biological process: protein dephosphorylation; negative regulation of MAPK cascade.